Molecule: messenger RNA, 2661 nt
Organism: Folsomia candida
Lineage: Eukaryota; Metazoa; Arthropoda; Collembola; Entomobryomorpha; Isotomidae
Exons: 9
Coding region: 35-2095 (686 amino acids)
Molecular function (GO): transmembrane monodehydroascorbate reductase activity
Source: RefSeq, a predicted model, not a curated record
CUCCACCCGGUUUGUCUUCACCUCCUCGCACGCCAUGCACGGACCGACCUACUACGAAAACGCGGACCCUGUCCCACGUGGCGUGAAAAAUGUCAAGUGCUCCGCUCCCCUGCAAGGCGAAUGGAUCAUGAACAACUCGACCGACUUCACUUGGCCCGGGACCAAAACCAAGCACCGCGCCUCCAUCACUUCCGGCGCAGAUUUGGUCCUUAACCAUAACGCCACGGCGGAUUCCACCUUCGGCGGCGCGAUCAAAUACAUCAUCGACGUGCCCACGAAGGAAGAACUCUACAGCCUGCACCCACCCUGGUACAACGACUCUGGCAUACCUUACACCAUUGAGAAGGACGAAAUCCGUAAGAAAUUUGGGGGUCGCCGGACCUGGACGUUUCAAGACCCUCCUUACAGCAGGGACGACUGGAUGAAGUCGGCCUGGCAGGCGUGGGACGACUAUUACGAGUACCCCCGCACGGCAGAAGCCAACUACCAACCGCAGGCCCACUUUCACUCCGCGGUUCAACGCGUCCUCAACGAAUUCGAUUGGGAGACGUGGCGCGCCCAUGCGGGCGACCGGUUGCCUGGGGCGCCCGCUUGGGUGAAGGGGGAGCGUUGCAUCCUCUACGGAAAGACACCGGGUUCCCUGUUCUUCGAAGCGUAUGCGCAUUACUACUACGAUGCGACCUGUACCGGCGUGGAUGCCGAGCACUUGGGCCUGAACGAUGUCGUGCUGGACACGAGCAAGCUCGCGGAACGGAGACACCCGCCAAUCGGAUUUAUGGACGAUCAGAUCGGCGCCACGUUUCCGAUAGCGACUUGGUUCCGCGACGAAAUCCUCCCGAUCAAUGGGCGGUGCAGGGAUUCCCUCUGGAAUACGGAUGGCAUUGGGCGCACGCAUUAUGGUCCGCCGAAAUGUGACGCUUUCAUGGCUCAGUACGGCUACGUAAACUUGGAUCCUGCCUUGGGAAGGAUCGUCAAAACGGUGGAACACCAGAGGAAACACGACUCCCGGAUCACGUUCGCUAAAAGACUGCAAGAAAACAGCAAUAGGAACACGUUCAUUUGCGACGUGAUGGAGAAAAUGCGUAACUUCUCGUGCCCCCUCCUUCCCCCGAGACCAUUCACAAUCCUAACAACGUUUGCCCCCGGAUCGAUUGACGACAUAAAACUAAAAGAACUUGAAACUCGCAACAAUGCUCUUUUCAAGAAGUCGAAUGCGUACAAAAGGGGAAUGUUGGCGGCAGAAGAUCCGUUCACGCUUUUCAUUUUUGACUCGAGACUGAUUCACGGGAUUUUUAUGACGAUCCUUGUCAUGUUCGUGACGCCGGUGAGCUUCUUCAUGACGCGGUACUUCAAAGAGACCUUCAUGAAUAAUCGGAUCUUCCUUCAUCACGUCUGGUACUUUGUCCACCUUUCCCUCUCCUUCAUCACCGUACUUCUCUUCAUUGUCGGAUUGACGCGACAAAUUGGGAGCAAGGCGAUUUUCGGGGUCAGUUUGAGCCACGCAGCCACCGCGCAUCGCAUCAUGGGUUGGAUUUCUGUCGUAAUUUCGGGUCUUCUCUUCCUCCUGGGUGGAAUUCGACCGCUGAACAGACAGUUUCGGGGAGUCAUAAUUAUUCUGCAUGGCGUCAUGGGGUUUCUCUUUUAUUGGAUGGGUCUGGCUUGCAUGCUGACGUCGAAUGCGAUUCCCGGCUCACCCGCGGCCUAUCAAGAUUUUGCGGUCCUACAUUUCUUCGGGCCUAAUCUGACGAAGGAGGCCGUCUUCAUGAUUGUCGUGGGCUGGAUCGUCUUCGACCUUGUCAUGCACGUCAUGAUGACGAUUCUGCAGUGUCGCAGUGACGCGGUAAUGAAGCUGACUCAGCGUCGUAUCAUCCUCUUCUCACCGAUGCCCGUUUUGGACGAGAGGGAACGAUUCGAUGCGCCCGGUCGUUUCGCUCGGAUUUAUAUGCUGACCACGUACAUCGCCGUGGCGUUGAGCUGCACCGUCGGGAUUUGUUCUUUAAUGUUGAACUAUUCUCCUCGGAAGAAGGGGCUCGGAUUCAUGUCCUGCACGCAUGAAGGGAAUGAUAACGACGUCCGAGAGGAGUACACGUGUUAACUUAUAUUGUCACUCGAAAACCAAGCCGACGCCACGCCACCAAAUUUGUCACAGGGGAAAACGAAGUGUUAGAAUCUACUAGGAAACCUAUAAAAUCUUGACGUUAACUAAAUAUUAGAAUUAAACGCCGGGUUUAGACUUCACGUUAGCAUCACGUUCUCCUCCCAAUCCGAUUUUUUGAUUGGCUAAUCAAAAACAUCACUAAGACAAUUAAAAAUUUCGACAAAUCAAAAAAUCGGAUUGGGAGGAGAACGUGAUGCUAACGUGAAGUCUAAACCUGGGGUAAUUGAUCAGGGAACAAUUUAAGUGACAAACUAAUACUUGUGGUCUCCUCGUAAUCGUUAUAGUUCUUCCAAAAAAAUACAAAAUUUGUGAAAAUGUACAUAUAAAAAAUCAUGUUUACAUACUCAUCCUCAGUAUACUUUACUGCCUUCACAUAAAAUUUGAAUUUUAUAAUUUGUAAAUUUCAUAGAGUUUUCAAAAUACAGAUGAAAUGUAACUGCGUCAAGUCGGAGUUGAAAUAAUUAUCUAGUCUCGAAAUCUUUGUACGUAUUAAAAAAAAUAAG